GCCGAUCCUCCUGUGCCCGGCGCUGCAGGUACUCACGGCGUUCCCGGGCUUGCCGGCGGAGCUGGGGGCAAAGAAGGGGUGACACGAUGACAUCAGAGGGGGACGUGAUGAUUUUCUCCCUUCUCCACCGCUCACCACACGCCGGCACCUCCCAACGCCACCACCGCCGAUUGGCUGGGCAGCGAGGGACCAAUGGGAGCUCCCGGUGUUGCUGGAAAGGGGCGGGGCGAGCCCCCAAGAUGGCGGCCGGGGGGGAAGGCAACGCUACGCCCUCACUCAGGAUGGCGGCCGAGGGAAGGCAACACUACGCCCUCAACCAAGAUGGCGGCCGAGCCGGCUUCAGCCCGCCGCGCCGCCUGCCCUCAGCUAGGCCCCGCCUCCCGCCCGCCGCGCGCUGUCAUUGGUGGAGAAGAGGCGGGAGGCCGCUGCUAUUGGAGGAGGCGGCGGCCCGGCGUGAAGCCGCGGCGCGGGCCGGGGUUUGGCGGCGGCGGCGGUGGUGGCAAUGGAGGGUCGGGUCGCCAGCGCUGGACGCGGCGGUGCUGGAGCUGCUGGAGGCGCUGGAGACGCUGCAGCAGAAACGUCACCUCCUCACCCAGCUCCUGCGCCAGGGGUGGCUGUCCCUGUCCCAGGCCCGUUACUCCCUGGGGUGCCACCGCGUCUCGUCCCUGCAGUACGGGGCCACCAUGGUCCCCCGCGUCCGCGUCUUCCCCAGGCAGGACCCGGGGGGGCCCCCCCACUUUGAGGAGGUGCCAGGCACAGGGGGGGACCCUGAGGACCCCGACCCCCAGCAGGGGGGGGGGCGACGGGCUGCGGCAGCGCCGGGGUCCCCCAGAAAAAGGGGGUUCCCCCCCCCCGCGCCCCCCCCGAUCCCCUGGCCUGGUUCGGGGUGCUGGUGCCCCCCAGCCUGCGGCAGGCCCAGGGCAGCUUCAUCCAGGGGGUGACAGUGGCGGUGGAGCUGGCGGGGCUGCAGGGCGCCGUGGCGGCCGCCAUCACCCGCUACCGCGCCCUCCUGCGCCGCAAGCGUCACCUCGACGGGGACGCCGGGACCCUCGGGGACACCCAGACCGUGGG
Messenger RNA from Harpia harpyja (harpy eagle), 1071 nucleotides. It is a transcript of the gene VMA22, whose product is annotated as coiled-coil domain containing 115. The record is from RefSeq and is a predicted model, not a curated record. The transcript is spliced from 7 exons. Lineage: Eukaryota; Metazoa; Chordata; Aves; Accipitriformes; Accipitridae. Bases 87 to 941 code for a protein of 284 amino acids. Gene Ontology annotation, biological process: vacuolar proton-transporting V-type ATPase complex assembly. Gene Ontology annotation, cellular component: extrinsic component of endoplasmic reticulum membrane.